AUGCGCGGGCCAUCAGCGGAGCCGCUGCCCAAUGGAAAACGCGCUGGGCGGGGGAGGGCAUGGGCGGGGUCCGCCUCAGAGCGCGAAACAUGGCGGGUCAGGGUGCUGUCGUCGGUGGCCGUUCUGGUGACGACUACUACGAAGACGAGGGUGAAGACAGCUUGUUCAAGGAGGCCGUGGAAGUGUUCGGCGAAGCUGAAGGACCUUAACUGUCCCUUCCUUGAGGGUCUGUAUAUCACUGAACCAAGGACGAUUCAUGAACUGCUGUGUCAGCCCUCCAAGUACCGGUUGGAGAUACUAGAGUGGAUGUGUAUACGAGCCUGUCCCUCCUUGAAGGACAAGUUCAGCUCACUGAAGGGGGCCCCAGCAGAGGUGAAGAUACAAG
This is a messenger RNA of Castor canadensis (American beaver), 385 nucleotides long. Lineage: Eukaryota; Metazoa; Chordata; Mammalia; Rodentia; Castoridae. The record is from RefSeq and is a predicted model, not a curated record.